Messenger RNA from Quercus lobata, 1663 nucleotides. Its product is annotated as F-box family protein. Gene Ontology annotation, molecular function: protein binding. The transcript has a single exon. The coding region runs from base 369 to 1439 and encodes 356 amino acids. The record is from RefSeq and is a predicted model, not a curated record. NCBI's taxonomy places the organism in Eukaryota, Viridiplantae, Streptophyta, Magnoliopsida, Fagales, Fagaceae.
UUACAUUUUUUCUCUCUCUCUCUCUCUCUCUUCCAUCCUUUUGCUUUACAGAUUUUUCCCAAAAAAAAUUUCUGCCAACCCAAAUCCAAUUUUCUUAAACAACACCGAGCCUCUCAGUCUCUCUCAGAACUCAUUGAUUAAGGAAAAAAAAAUACUAUAUAAAUAAAACAUUAAUACUGUCGAAGAAGAACGAAAGGCCAAAAGUGAAUGCCCCGCUUUUAGAUUUACUUGCUUCAAAAUGAGAAUUCACGGAAUACCCAUCUCGAAAUUUUCAUCUGGUAAGCGAAUCUCAGACUUUUUCUAUUGAUUUUCCCAUCUGGGUGUCUCAAAUUGUACUUUGUUUUCUGUUUAAAAAUUGAUGAAUUGUGAUGAAUUCGGUAAAAGAUGGGUUUUUCCCGGACGAAGUUAUUUUUCAAAUCCUUGCAAGACUGCCUGUGAAGUCUCUAUUCAGAACCAAAACUGUGUGUAAACUUUGGUACAGAUUGUCCUCUGACAAGUACUUUAUUCAGCUCUAUAAUGAAGUGUCUGUUAAGAACCCAAUGGUGUUGGUUGAGGUAUCAGAAUCGAAAUCUAGUUUGAUCUGUGUCGAUAAUUUGAGGGGUGUGUCUGAAAUUUCCUUAGAUUUCUUGAAUGAUAGGGUUAAGAUUAGAGCUUCUUGUAAUGGAUUGUUGUGUUGCUCUAGCAUCCCUGAUAAGGGUGUGUACUAUGUAUGCAAUCCUAUGACUAGGGAGUUUAGGUUGCUUCCAAAGAGUAGAGAGAGGCCUGUGACAAGGUUUUACCCUGAUGGUGAGGCCUCACUGGUUGGUUUGGCGUGCAAUUUGUGGACUCAGAAGUUUAAUGUUGUGUUAGCGGGUUAUCAUCGAUCUUUUGGUCAUAGGUCGGAUGGAACUUUUAUAUGUUUUGUGUUUGAUUCAGAGUCGAAUAAAUGGAGAAAGUUUAUGUCUUUUCAAGAUUAUCAUUUUACGCAUAUGAAUCGGAAUCAGGUUGUAUUUGUCAAUGGCUCAUUGCAUUGGUUGACGGGUAGUUCAUGUAUUCUUGCGCUUGAUUUGGAUUGUGACAUAUGGAGGAAGAUGUCAUUGCCUGACAAAUCGGGCUAUGGUUCUGGGAAUAGGAUUUAUAUGUUGGAAUUGGAUAGUUGCUUGUCCUUGAUUGAGAUAUCAGAUUCGUGGAUGAAUAUAUGGGUUUUGAAAGACUAUGUGAGGGAAGAAUGGGAUUUGGCUGAUAGGGUGAGUCUUAGAUGUAUAAGAGGACUUGUGCCGGGCAUUUUCCCAAUAAGUCAGACAAGUGAAUAUGUUUUUCUAGCAACUCAUAAGCAGGUAUUGGUGUAUCAGCGAAAGAAUCGAGUGUGGAAAGAAAUGUACUCUGUGAAGAAUGGCUGUACACUCCCAUUGUGGUUCUCGGCACAUGCAUUUAGGAGCACAAUAUUAUCUUGUCAUUAAGAUGUGGACUCCAUCUGCCUAGCUACUGUACAUAAAAUUCUUAUUGCAAGCAAUGCUGCUCGAUUGACUGGUUGUAUUUGUCAAAAAUUAGAUUUUUUUUUUUUACUUACGUUGUAUAAACUUUUCAGUUUAAGUUGUGGCCUCUGGCUGGGUUCUUGUCCCUCUUGUUGUGAAAAAUAAUGGGGCUAGUUUUUUUAUUGGAUUCAUAAAUUGACUUUUCUUUA